Messenger RNA from Vombatus ursinus (common wombat), 3335 nucleotides. RefSeq names its product seizure 6-like protein. NCBI's taxonomy places the organism in Eukaryota, Metazoa, Chordata, Mammalia, Diprotodontia, Vombatidae. Gene Ontology annotation, biological process: synapse maturation. The record is from RefSeq and is a predicted model, not a curated record. Gene Ontology annotation, cellular component: neuronal cell body; endoplasmic reticulum. The transcript has 8 exons. The coding region runs from base 30 to 1037 and encodes 335 amino acids.
UCCUGACCAUCUACGAUGGGGAUGAGGUCAUGUCCCAUAUCCUCGGGCAGUACCUGGGCAAUAGUGGACCUCAGAAGCUCUACUCCUCUAGCCCAGACCUCACCAUCCAGUUCCACUCAGAUCCUGCUGGCCUCAUCUUUGGAAAGGGCCAAGGGUUUGUCAUGAGCUACAUAGAGGUGUCAAGGAAUGACUCCUGCUCAGAUCUGCCUGAGAUUCAGAAUGGCUGGAAAACCACAUCUCACACAGAGCUGGUGAGAGGGGCAAAGAUCACCUACCAAUGUGACCCUGGCUAUGAUAUCGUGGGCAGUGACACCCUUACUUGCCAGUGGGACCUGACGUGGAGCAGUGAUCCACCAUUUUGUGAGAAAAUUAUGUACUGCACCGACCCUGGAGAAGUGGACCAUUCAACUCGUUUGAUUUCGGAUCCUGUGCUCCUUGUUGGAACAACCAUCCAAUACACCUGCAAUGCCGGCUUUGUUCUUGAAGGAAGUUCCCUUCUGACCUGCUACAGCCGAGAGACAGGAACACCCAUCUGGACAUCCCGCCUUCCGCACUGUGUCUCUGAAGAGACUCUUGCAUGUGACAAUCCAGGGCUGCCUGAAAAUGGCUACCAGAUAUUAUACAAGCGGCUCUACCUGCCAGGUGAAUCCCUCACAUUCAUGUGCUAUGAAGGUUUCGAGCUGAUGGGAGAAGUGACUAUCAAAUGCAUUUUGGGUCAGCCUUCCCACUGGAGUGGACCACUACCUGUCUGUAAAGUUAAUCAAGACAGCUUUGAGCACGCUUUAGAAGUAGCAGAAGCGGCAGCAGAGACCUCCCUGGAAGGGGGAAACAUGGCAUUGGCCAUCUUCAUCCCAGUGCUUAUCAUUUCCCUACUGCUGGGUGGGGCCUACAUCUACAUCACCAGGUGUCGAUAUUACUCCAACUUGCGCCUGCCUCUAAUGUACUCUCACCCAUACAGCCAGAUCACAGUGGAGACGGAGUUUGACAACCCAAUUUACGAAACGGGGGAAACAAGAGAAUAUGAAGUUUCAAUAUAAAGACUGUUCUGCUCAAGACGUGACCUUCAAGAUGUGAAUGACAAUAGGACUUCCUCAGUAACUUCAUCCAGAGACCACGCAGCAUUCGAUUGAAACCCUGGCUCUUCCAUUGUCUUUCCUUUAGACUCCUUAUUGAAGAUUUCCUGUUUUCUUCACUGUAUUUAUUAUAUUUAAAUGGAAAUAGGUGUGCGCGGCUAUUUGGGGUGGCUGUCCGGGCCAGGCACUUGGCACAGUUUCAGUCCCAAGGGCAGGUGUGUUUGUAUAUUUGGUCAUUCAGGUUAAAGGGAGGAAGAUGGGCCAUGAUCUGCUGGUGAAAUCUCUCUGGAUGAUGGUACAAAGGAAAAUGGUGCAUUGGCAAGGUUGCUGUGAUGUCCAGACUUAGGGCCACCAGGAGUGAGGCUUUGAAGGUUUGGGGGGAGGGGAGGUGUCUCUAGACAGCUAGAGAUAUUAAAAGCCAGAUGGCUCAGGCUCUAUGGGACCAUGGUUUGGCCCUUGGAGAUGACCCAGGGACUUUGGCCAGUUUGAUCUCAAAUGUGAUGCUGUGCUCUCAUGCUCAUCCUUUAGGUUUUAAUGAUGCUUUGUAGAGGGGUACCAAAUCUUCCCAGUCCCCACUCAAUUCUUGCCACUUCCCUCCGUCCUUUAGAAGAUAUCCAAGCAGCAAAAGCUAUCAUCCUCAUUGUCCAACUUUUUCGGCUUUACUUGCUCAUAUCAUUGGCUGUUUGUGAGGGUAGCUGCUUAUUUUCAAGGUCUCUGAAGUCAGAGAUAUCUUCUCUCUCCAGCUUCAUCCUUGACUCAGGAAACUGGCACAAGAGAGGAUCAGUGACUUCUCUAGGUCUCAGCAGGAAGAAGGGACAGUGGGAAACCUGAACUCAGGCUCACAAGCUGCCUCUGUAUCUUCUUUCCCUGAUGCCCGCUCAGUAAUGACAAAGAGAAGUGUGGUGUUUGUUGUAGCUUCCAGAAAUUAGCAUGCAUUUAUGCAGCAGGGUCUUUCCAUCUCUGCUUGCCUAGGAGCCCUAGGGGAUGCUUAGUUUUCUUUUCUUGUAUUUUGAAAACGGUGUCAGUCUAUGGAUUUCAAUUAGGGGGAAGAUAUCUUGAGCUGAAAGGUUAGCUGAAUUGUGCCUGACCCCUCCCCAGUCCCACCCCUGCCAUGUAUUUCCCACUUUGAUUCUCCUUCCCAAAUAGGGAAUUCAAUCAAUCAACAAACAUUUUUAUAAAGCACUUACUAUGUGCAGGGCACCUAGGUGAUGGAGAAACAACUACAAAGAAUGAAACAAUCCUUGACCUCAACAAACUUGCAUUCCACUGAGGGAGGAUAGACUAGAUCAAUCCAUUAGCAAGUGUUUAAAAAGCAUCUACUAUGUGCCAAACACUGUGAGAAAUGCUAGAGAUACAGAGAUAAAAAUAACAGCCCUUGCCCUCAAGAAGCUUACAGUCUAUCAGGGGAGACAAUAUAUAAAUAGAGAAGUAGGUGCAAGAUAUAUCCAAAGCAGACAGCAAGCAACAUGGAUGGGACGGCAUUGACCAGAAGGAGCUUCCCCAACCAGAUUUUUGAAAAGCACAUUCAGAGGUCUAAAGCUGCAGUCCUCAUUUCUCUGAAAGCCUAAGAGGAGGUGGGGCAGGGAGUUACAAAGAGAGGACAAUAAAGGACAGAACUGAAGCCAGCUAUAUGCCUUUCCCUUAAGGGCAUUAUAGUGUAUGAGGCAGGGGAUGAAACCUUGAUCAACCACCAGAGACUCUAGUGAGACUGAGAAUGUAAAGUGGUGAAAGCAACCAGCUGAGUGUCUCCCAGGUAAGACAUGGAAAUCUCCUGGUAGAUAUUGAUCUACUAUAGUUUAAGGACCCCAUCAGUCAAAGUGACAAUGAAUCCACCUACCAUCUCUCUGAAUUUUCUCCUUUUUUCUUCUCAAUGCUUCUUAUGUUGAUCACUGACAUAGUGUCAUCUACCUGCAUUGUCCUCCUCUCCCCUUUUGUAUCUCAGGGUAAUGGGAAGAAUGCAGAAAGAAACAUGGCUUAGUGUGCAGGGGAGACCUGGAGUGAAGAGAAGAAAGGCAUCUCUCUAGGACUUCAAUCAAGCUGGCAGUAUUCACUGCUCUGAGCAACAGUUGAGAGAAGGGAAGAAACUUCAGAACACAGAGAUUAGGUAGUCAUCUUCUGGCAAUCAGGGCAGCCACAAAUCCCCUUUGGCCACAUAGUACCAGGGCCUUUUCACUGUUCCCCCAAUCCAAACACAGCAGAUGGCUAUAUGUGAUAGAAACCAGGCCAAUGUGGAACUUCUUCCCCUCUGGGGAUGUCAUUCAA